Messenger RNA from Selaginella moellendorffii, 1020 nucleotides. RefSeq names its product pentatricopeptide repeat-containing protein At3g29230. Gene Ontology annotation, biological process: RNA modification. The record is from RefSeq and is a predicted model, not a curated record. The coding region runs from base 1 to 1020 and encodes 339 amino acids. The transcript has a single exon. Gene Ontology annotation, molecular function: RNA binding; protein binding. NCBI's taxonomy places the organism in Eukaryota, Viridiplantae, Streptophyta, Lycopodiopsida, Selaginellales, Selaginellaceae.
AUGCCCAACCAGAAAAUCAUGCUUCAGAUGUACCGCGAGAAUCUUAAUACUGAGAAAGUUUGCGAGCUUUUUGGCGACAUGCCUCAGAGAAACUUGGCUUCGUGGACGACUAUACUUCAAGCAAACGCGGAUUCUGGUAAUCUUUGCAUGGCCACAACGACAUUCUGGAAAAUGCCGGGGUGGAGCGUGAUAAGCUGGACUUCAAUGGUGUGUGUGCUCGUGUCCAAGAGGAAGUUGGAAGAAGCGAAAGUUUACUUUGAGAGGUGCCCCAUGCGUGACCUUAUGUGUUGGAACGCUGCAAUUUCAGCUUUAGCCACUGCUGGAUAUCUAGAUCACGCAAAAGCUUUGCUCGAGAAAAUCCCGGCGAGCAAUAAUCUGUCAUGGACAAGCAUGGUAAUCGCUUGUGGAGAGAAUGGAAACGUGACUCAAGCCAGAGAUUUAAUCCCUUGGAACGCUUCUCAAGAAACAUCAGUCUUGAAUGCUCUGAUCGUAACGCAUGCCCAUAAUGGCCAUCUUUUCGAAGCAAAAGAAAUCUUCCACCAAAUGCAUGAGAAAAACACGGUUUCCUGGAAUGCUAUGAUCGUUGCUUAUGCUCAAAAAGGUUACAUCCAAACUGCGUUGGAGCUAUCGUUCAGGAUGUGCGUUGAAGGUGUCAACUGCGAGGAGACGACAGUCACAGGGAUUUUGUUUGCGUUUAGCCACGAAGGAAUGCUCCAGGAGGCGCUGUCGUGGUUUAGAUCCAUGGCUUUUGAUCACGACUUUAGACCGUCAGUGGAAAACUUCCGAUGCAUGAUAGACAUUCUGGCGAGAAUGGGAAGGAUUCACGAGGCAGAAGAGUUGAUUCACAGCAUGCCAUUCACUCCCGAUGACGUUUCAUGGGGAUGUUUGCUGAGUGCCUGUAGACUACAGAACGAUGUGGAAUGUGGGGCACGAGUAGCCAGUAACAUCUUCUACUUACAACAGGAUCAAAAGCUCCUUAGAGCAAGUCCUUACAUGCUUCUUGCUAGCAUAACAAACUAG